AAUGUCCUUGAAGAAAAUAUCAAUGCGCAUUCUACUAAUGUUGUCCCAAAUCUGGGGUAUCACGUGAAAAAACGGUACUCACUGCUUCUAAUUCAAUAGGACGUACCUCUCUUUUGAACAUUGACAAUGGGGUAUUUAAAUAGGUUGAUAUAAGUCCUCAUAUGCAAUAUUUUUUAAAUGUGAGCAUAGAAAUUGAAGUUCAGACAUAAUUGUCCAUAUUAAUUUCAUAAAUUCUGAAAAAUCAUUCAAGAUGAGUUUCCAAAAGACAAUUCAAAAUGGUAUAUAUUUUCAAUACGCAUUGUAUACACUGAAACUUGUAGUAGCCCACAAUGCCUUGCAACUCAUUCACCUGAUUGGUUUGUCGAUAAAAGUAAAAAGAUAGCUAAUAUAGUUUACAAAUUUAUGCCGACGUCACAAAAUCUAGUGGUCUCCACUUGUUUAAAUCACAUUUGACGUAUACCGUUAAACUCUUUUGCAUUAAUCAAAACGAAAGUACAUGCAGGUAGGGAAUAAUCCAGCAUGGUUUAGCUAUAGGGUACAUCACGAUGGCCACUCCAGACAAAACCUUCAUAGUGGCAGCGAUCGACUUCGGCACGACCUUCAGCGGGUAUGCCUACUCCUUGAUCAGUGACCACAAAAAGGACCCUCUGAAGAUUUACUCCCCAACCUGGGAAAAUGACGGGAAUGGAACACAGAAAACACCAACAUCCAUCUUAUUUGACGAUAAAGGAGAAUUUCACAGUUUUGGCUACGAAGCAGAGAAGAAAUACUCGGAUUUGGCCGCUGCAGAUGAACUGGAUGAAGAUGAGGACAACGAGUCAGACGAGGAUUACCGGAACUGGUUUUAUUUCAGGCGGUUUAAGAUGGCCUUAUUUAGAGCUGCAUCGCAAGGAGGAAGACCGAAGGGAAAAAAGAUCAAAGAAGAUAUGCAGAUUACAGCUGCAAAUGGAAAGAAAAUGUCUGCUUUAAAGGUGUUUUCAGAGGCCAUACGGUACCUCAAAGAACAAUUGGACAAAGAAUUGGAAAAGUGUCUCGUUGAAGACCACGAAGGAAAGUCGACGCAACAGGAGUCCUGGGCAGACCAUGUUCGAUGGGUGCUGACAGUUCCCGCCAUUUGGUCAAAUGAGGCUAAACAGUUUAUGAGAAUGGCAGCUGUACAGGCGGGCAUUGCAAAUAACCAGCUAAAAUUGGCAUUGGAACCGGAAGCAGCGGCCAUUCUUUGUAAGCAGGUGGCGCUGAGCAAGGACAAGGAGGAGUCAGAGGUCAAGGCAUUUCAGCCCGGCAGGAAGUUCAUGGUGGUGGACUGUGGGGGUGGUACAGUUGAUGUAACGGCACAUGAGGUUGUUGGAGGCGGGGGUCUAAAGGAACUGCACCAUGCCACUGGCGAUGCUCUAGGAGGAACCAAUGUCGACCGGAAAUUCUUCAGCGCCAUGACAGAGUGGCUGGGAGAGGAUGUGAUGAAGCGAUUUGAAAAAGAGAGCACCUCUGAUUGGUUGGAAUUUGAGAGAAAUUUUGAAUCUAAAAAGCGAAGCAUAGGUCGAUCUGACGAGGAAUAUAUUACUUUCUCAAAUUUGGGAGAACUUUGUCGAAUUUAUAAAGAGCUGAAAGGCAGUUCGGUAAAGUCCAGAAUGACCGAGUGUAAGUUGGAAGGAAAAGUGAGCAUUGUGAAGGAAAACAAGUUUCGAUUUAAGACCGGUUUCCUAAAAGACUUAGUUUAUAGAGAAACAAUUUGUGAUCUGGUAAGUCAUCUAGAGAAGUUAUUUCUGAACAUGGCUGUCUCUGAAAUUAGAAUAAUUCUCUUGGUGGGAGGGUUUUCAGAAUGUCCAAUACUUUACGACAAAAUCAAAGACACAUUCCCCAAGAAAGUCAUAAUCAAUCCAGCCGAGGCGAACCUCGCUGUCCUAAAGGGUGCCGUGAUCUUUGGACAUGAGCCGGCAACAAUUACCGAAAGAAGGAGUCCAAAAUACUACGGCAUUGCAACCAAUGCUCCAUUCCAAACAGGGGUACACCCAGAAUCGUAUAAAUUGAAAGUCGAUGGCAUGGAUGUUUGUACAGACGUGUUUAAAUGCAUGAUCGAGAAAAACGCUCCCCUGACGCGAAUCCAGAAAACCUUCACUCUAUCCUCAGCAUACAGUACUUCUGGCAACAUUGAAAUCUAUGAGUCUGAUAAACUGAAGACUUUCACUACGGAAUGCCGGAUGCUAGGAACGGUUGUCUUGGAUGUAAAGGACUACAAAUUUCAGGAUAAAAAACGGGAGAUUGAUGUUUCCUUGGAGUUUGGAUCGACGGAACUGUAUGUUUUUGCCACAGACAAAAGUACUGGCCGUACAGUGACGGGCAAGUUUGACUGUCUCAAUAAAUAGCGUUCCCUUGUUUGGAGAAGUUGAAUCACAUAUCUAUUACAUGUAUUUGUGCGAGGUGCCGCGGACAGACAAUGUGGCUUGACGGUAACGGAUCAUGUCUUGUACUUUUUACAGUAAUGCUUUCUUGUCGCUGAAAUAUGAAAUUGUGCUGAUUGAUUGCUGAUUAAUGAUUCUCUCAUUUAUUCGUUGAUCAAAGCCAUGAAAAUAGAGCGAUAGCAACAAGUACCCACGUUUACAAUGAUGGUGAUCUGUGGAUAUUUGUGUUGUUUGCACAUCUAUUGUAUUAUAUCUUUGUAUUGGGAGAAAGCGGUCUAAGUAAUGGAACUUGUGCCCAAUCCUAAUUGUAUUUUUGUACAAUAAAAAUAUUUUCAAAUCAA
Molecule: messenger RNA, 2740 nt
Organism: Magallana angulata
Lineage: Eukaryota; Metazoa; Mollusca; Bivalvia; Ostreida; Ostreidae
Product: heat shock 70 kDa protein 12A-like
Exons: 4
Coding region: 546-2363 (605 amino acids)
Molecular function (GO): ATP binding; ATP-dependent protein folding chaperone
Source: RefSeq, a predicted model, not a curated record